AUGAAUGUGUAUUCAGAACUGAAGAAGCCAACUCACAGCCCGCGCCAAAGCCAGACUUUAUAUCUCUCUCCGCUCCCGAUUCAAACAGAUCUCAACGGCGCGGAAACCCAUCUAACGGCCGUUGGCUGCAAAUUGCACGGCGCCGAGGCCGCCGUGCCGAUACAAUCAGAGACGCCUAUGCCGGAAUGA
Molecule: messenger RNA, 189 nt
Organism: Penicillium psychrosexuale
Lineage: Eukaryota; Fungi; Ascomycota; Eurotiomycetes; Eurotiales; Aspergillaceae
Exons: 1
Coding region: 1-189 (62 amino acids)
Source: RefSeq, a predicted model, not a curated record